GUGUUUUUUCUCCUCGUUGAUCAGAAUUCACUCUACCUCUGGAGCUUGCACUCCCCCCUCCGUCUCCGCAUCGUCUGUUUACUGUAAUUAUAGCUUUAAUUUACUGUUUGCAAACAAGUUGGACCCCGCUAUGCUGUUCUCUCCUGUUCGUUCGGUCAACAAAUACUGUAGAUCCAUCCAAAUGGAAUAAGUGGAUGUUUUACACGCGUGUUUACUGGAUUACUACACACAGAGCACACGGAACCCGUGCCGCUGCUGAGAUGUGGAGAAGUGAUGACAGUCAGCUGUAGGCUCUGGAAUGGACAGCUGUGAGGGAGGAGGGGGUGGAGGGAGAGGGGAAGGCGAGGAGGGAAAGACGGCCUCUCCUCCCCUGAGCCCGGCGGCGAGUCUUGACGUGGGGUGGUCCUCUCGUACCUCAGCCUCGGUCCCUGCCAAAGAGCCCCUGACCCGGCCUGAGCCGGAGCCAGAGCUGGGGGGCGCAGAGGGGUCCGAGGCCAGAGAGGAGACCCAGGGAGGAGAGCUGACCGAGGGAGGUGGACACAAACGAGGGGGUGGACAGAGCCCGGAUGAGGAGGAGAAAGAGACGGAUAAGGAGGAAGUGUUUGCAGAUGAGGGAGAGGAGGCGGUGUGUGUAGAGCCCCGUGGCAGCAGAGACGGAGGGGAAGACGAGGAGAAGCAAGAGGAGGCCAUCUCAAACCAAAGCCAAACCAAAUCCAAAUGUUCUUUAUUACCUCAACAGAGCCAGCACAGCUCUUCCUCCAGCACUGUAAUGGCCAACGGUACACACUACAGCAAAAUACCGACUUCUCCAAAGCCCCGCCCUUCUCUUUUUAUCGCUCCAGAGCUCUCCCCCUCUCCCUCCACCUCUCCAAAGCUCUCCCCCUCUCCCUCCACCUCUCCAAAGCACUUCACGUAUACUUCCUCCUCCCCGUCCCCGCUGAGCCAGGCAGAGUUGAGAGACGCUCUGAGGGGAGAUCAGGGCUAUACUCCAGGGUUUCCUCAGAGCUUUAAAUCCCAGCAGUCUGCCCUCGCUUUCCCCCUCAUGGUUCCUGAGUCUACCAGUAUGUAUGCUGAGGAAGGCGGGGCGGCAGGUGUUACUCAGACUUCCAUUGCCAAUGGAGACGGUGCCAAAGCUCCAGAACCAAACGACAGCCCGGGUGAGAGCGAAGUCGACGAGGAGAGAAACAAAGAAAGGGAAGACGCUGUCCUUCAAAACCUCCAGCAAGACCUUUCUCCCAAUUCACUCAGCAGCCACAUGACGUUGAUGCACUCCCGCAACUCCUGCAAGACGCUCAAGUGCCCCAAAUGCAACUGGCACUACAAAUCCCAGCAGACCUUGCAGGCCCACAUGAAGGAGAAACACCCCGAGACGGAGGGGCAGUGCAUGUGUGGCGGGCCCGAGGGAAAGUGUGUGUGUGGCGGGAACAGGGACGUGUGUUUGUUUUGUAGCAGUGGGCAGUCCCAUCCUCGCCUAGCCCGAGGGGAGACGUACGCCUGCGGGUACAAGCCCUUCCGCUGUGAGGUAUGUGACUACGCUACCUCAUCUAAAGGCAACCUCAGCAUCCACAUGCAGUCAGACAAGCACCUCAAUAAUGUUCAAGCGGGAGGACACACCAAUGGUCACACGCUCACACAGGCGGAACAGACGCCGCACAACUGUGGCCCGUCCAACGGUUACACAGCCGAAGAGCAGGCGUUCAAACACACGCACCACACUGUGAUGCCGCCUGCCAAGCACACAACACCUGCACCCACGCACUCUGUGGGCAAGAGGUGGCGGUGUGACGUGUGUGACUACGAGACCAGCAUUGCCCGGAACCUGCGCAUACACACCACUAGCGAGAAACACACACACAACAUGAUGCGUCUCCAGAGAGGCUACUACUUGUCCCACUGCAGGAGUCUGACUCCCCAGCUAACCCAGCUCAAACACCUAAAUGGCACAGGUGGAGAGCUCUCGCUGACCAUGCGGCUGAGCAGUCAACAAGUACCAGAACUUCCGGCCACCCUAGGAUCCACCCUCACCCCCUCUCCGUCCCCCUCCCCUCCUCCUCCCCCGUCCCUCUCCCCCACCCCAGCCCUCUCCCAAGCCGUGUUCCAGUGCCUGGUGUGCUUCUGCUUCUCUUCUGACCGCAUGGAGGCGGUGGAGCAGCACCUGAGCGCCCCUCGCUCUCUGCCCCAGUCUGAGUGGUGCUCCCUAGUGGCUGGAGGCUGCCACUGCAGGCUGUGUGGCUACACCACCCCUCUCAGGGCUAACUUCAGCCUGCACUGCCAGACAGACAGACACCGCAGCAGGUACCAGCUAGCUGCUCACAUCCGAGAGGGCGGAGCCACCAGCCAGGAGGAGGCCAACCUGGUUGCCAAGGGAAACCCCGUCCAGCUGAGGUGUAACCUGUGUGACCAUGUGACUAAUAGCGUGGAAAAACUCCGGGCGCAUUGCCUCGGCUCCCACCAUGAGGCCAGUCAGCGAGUAUACAAGUUUCUGCAGAAGUAUGACAGUGCUGUAGAGGAAGGCUCCUGGCUCCUCCACUGUCUGCCCUGUAACUUCUCCUCCCCCUCCAAGCUCCAUCUGACCAGACACACCCACUCUGCCGCUCACCAGCAGAAGGAGGGGCUCCUGGGGCGGCCGCCCCCCACGGAGGGAGGUCUGAUGGAAGGGGAGGAGCUGGCGGCCAUCUUUACCAUAAGAAAGUGUUCUACACCUGAUGCAGGAGAUUUUAAUGAUCUGGAAGAUUCCAGUGAGGACUCCAACUGUCUAUCCGACAAAACCAAAGACACGGACACCUGGGGGGAGAGACGGGCCACUAAAGAGACAGAUGAUACCAGUGGAGAGGAUGGGGAGAGGAGAGACUCGAGGCCCCCAGCUAAGCGUCCGUCCCCUGGGUUGGAAGAGAUGGAGAGCCCCCUUCUAUCGAAGCGCCCCCGAACACACCAGCACACUGCCCACCAGCAGCUUGUCCAGUGUCCUCUGUGCCAGGUCAAGUUGGCACACACACACUUGAGACACCACCUCACACACCUCCACAGUGUGGCCCAGGACUGCGUGGAUAAGCUCAUCAGCACGGUGUUACCAUCGUCUGAGCAGCCAGAGGGUCCCUUCCUCCCAGAACCGGAUCCGCAACAACAGAACCCUCAGAACGCCCCCAGCACCAAGGACUCUUCCCUACAAAAGAAUGGCACGUUAAUGGAGGAUCCUGAACGAGACUCGACCACACCUAAACAUGUGCCGGCCCUCCUCACCCCCCCGCUCGAGGAACAGCUCUCAGCCGAACCUGACACCCCCAACAGCCACGCUCAGUCCCUCAGCACUCUCCUCCCCCACUCGCCCCCCUCCCCGCCCGGCGACCUCGCCCUGUCCGAUCGCCACGGCUACAAGUUCCGUUGCAGCAAGUGCAGCCUGGCGUUCCCCACCCGGGAGAAGCUCCAGGUGCACUGGCAGUACCACGCCAUGAGGGCGGCGACAGAGUGCCCCCUCUGCUCCAGGCAGUGCCGCAGCCAAGAAGCCCUUCAGAGGCACCUGAACAACACACACACCCCACAGGAGGCGGCCCUCGGGCAGAACGCCCUCCUGGAGAGAGGCCAGGAAGACCAGGGGAAGAGUACAGCCUCACUCCAACCCCCUGCCACUGCUCAGGACGAAGGCAAGGACGACGCCCUGGAAGACGGAGGAGAGGGGAUGAGUGGGGAGAGGACCGUGGAGCCGAAUAGGGAGGGCGGAGGGGACGAAACGAUGGAGGAUGAAGUGGAGAAAGAGGACCAUCCUCUAGAGCUGGCAGGAAAGCCCGGUCUGGGAGCGAGCGAGCCAGGUCCGGUAGCACCACAGCAGGAGGAGAGCGGGUCAGAACCCAGCCACAGCCUUCCUCCUCGUAGGAGCUCCAGUUCCACCAUGGAGCGCUACAUGGACCCCACCCGGCCCUACAAGUGCUCCGUGUGUUCCGAGUCGUUCACCCAGAAAACCAUCCUCCUGGUCCACUACAACUCCGUCUCCCACCUCCACCGGGCCAGGCGGGCCCAGCAAGACUCUGGCCCGCUGCAGACCGAUGCUCCUCGCGGCGCCGACCCCAGACCUUACCGCUGUAAGGUGUGCGGGGUGGGUUACAGCCAGAGCUCCACCCUGGACAUUCACCUCCGCUCGGUCCUCCACCAGUCCCGUGCCCGUGCAGCCCAGACCCAGGCGCCGCAGUCCUCAGCCCAAACCCCUGCUCCACCCUCGGCCCGGGCCGCAGCCUCUAGCCCCCUGCCCAGGGGAGGAGAAGAGUCUUCCAGGGGGCUCGGCCCAGCGAGCCCCUCCCUGUCCUCCCCAGCAGGCCUCAGCUCACGGUGUGACAGCCACGGGAAGCUCUCAGGUCAAACGGAGAGUCUCCAUGCCAAGAGGAGAGUAGCAGACCUGCUAGCGACCAGAGGCCAGCAGACGUUGAUGUUGCUGCAGCAGCAGCAGCAGCUAGCGCAGGCUCAGGCCCAGCUCCAGCAGCACACCAGCCUGCUCCAGUCCCAGCUCUUCAACCCAGCCCUGCUCCAGCAUUUCUCCCUGGGCCCCGAGGCGCUCAUGAAGCAGCACUUCAGCAUCAGUCCAGACAGCCUCCUCUCACUGCAGCAGCAGCUGCUUCUGCCCUUCUACCUCUCUGGCGAGCUGAAUCUCAGCCCAGAUUUCACCCCUAAAGGCCCGGAGACGAGGCAGACUGCCUCUGCCCCCUCCCCGGACUCGGAGCAGCCUCGUGGUGAAGCCAAGAGAGAGAGCCCUGCCCCGAACCCAACCGAACGUCCUCAGGAGCCCCCAUGUGAAGCAGCAGACGGCUACUCCUGCACGGACCAGAGACACGGAGCACCGAGCCCAGGGGAAGAGGGCGAAGAAGGAGUGAAAGUCAAGACUGAGAGAGAGCCAGAGGAGGGAGAGGCACGUGUCGGCCAUCUUGGCUCCUCGGUCAGCCGCGGUGACUCGAGCUGUCCUCCUCCCAGGGUGCCCUAUGCUGCUGUGAGUGGAGGGGCCUUCAGAGCUCUGUUGGGGAGCUUCGGCUAUGAGCUGGCCCUGCAGUACACCCAGGGCAUGCAGAGGACUCCUGAACAGCCACAAGCCGGGGGGCAGGAGGACUGUGAGAACAUACGGCUGGAGCGACAGUCGGAGGGCGACUUGAGGAACGGCAAACUGGAAAACGGAGAGACGGAACGUUGCCCGGAGGAGAGCGGGAAGGAAGCGGAGAACGGCGAGGUGAAAGGAUGUCUGGAGGAGAGGGAGUGUGGAGAAUGUGGGAAGCUUUUCUCGGAUUUCCUGGUGCUAAAGAGCCACCAGGAGUAUGUGCACAAGCUGCUUCUGCCUCCAACUAUGCUGGAAAGCUUUUCCAGGCAGUACAGAAUCAAGUAUGACCGUCUCUACCCGCUCACACACACCAUGUCUGUGGAGAAGGCUGCCCCUGCCGCAAGUCCAACUCCAGACCUGGAGACGGUCGCAUCCCCACCCAAGCCCCUGUCACACCCUGCCCCAGCCUCCAUUCCAUCUCCAGCCAAAGCCCUAACUCCAGCUCCUGCGCCAGCCACACCCUCUCCUCCUCCAUCACCUUCCCACCCAGAAAGCUCUCCCCAGCAGGAGGCCGCGGUCCCAAGCACCCCUUCAGACUCCUCUCCACCUGCACCCCAGCCCAAAGCUUCCAUACCUCUACCCCUCCUCCCCUUACCCAGUCUCCCCAUACCCCCUAUGCCCUUCCCCAUAGACCUCCCUCUGCUCUCCCCUGCUAUGAUGCAGUCCAUGGCACUCCAGUCCCAGGCCAUGCUCUCCACCAUGGACCCUGGCCUGAACUCUGACCUCACCAAGUUCUACCAAUCUCAGCUCAGCCCUGUGUUGCUAGGGCAACAACCCCAGCUAAGUCCAGCGUUGCUGGGACAACAACCCCAACUCAGCCCUGCGCUGCUAGGUCAACAACCCCAGCUGAGCCCAGGACUGUCAGGCCAAAAUAAAAGGGCGCGGACGCGUAUCUCGGAGGAGCAGUUAAACGUCCUGAGGCAGCACUUCAACAUCAGCAGCCUGCCCAGUGACGAACAGAUCAACAAGAUGGCCGCCCUGUCCGGCCUCCCUCACAAAGUCAUCAAACACUGGUUCCGCAACACCCUGUUCAAGGAGCGCCAGCGUGACAAGGACUCGCCCUACAACUUCAGCAACCCCCCCACCACUCCCCUGGAGAAGACCCGAGAGGAACCACCGGCUCUUUCUCAGUCAGACCCCCCACUGUCCCAGUCUCCAGCCCCCGCAGCCCAACACCCCUCCCAGCCCCAGAGACAGGAGACCCCCAGGGGGGAGCACCACAGGAGCCGCCGGUCCUCUCGCACUCGCUUCACUGAGCAGCAGCUGGAAACCCUGCAGGGGGUGUUUGAGGCCAGCCCCUACCCCAGAGAGGAGGAGUACGACAGGCUCUCUGCGCUGCUCUCCCUCCCCAACAGGGUCAUCGUCGUGUGGUUCCAAAACGCCCGGCAGAGAGCCCGCAAAACCCAGGAGAGGGGGAGCGACGGAGGGAGAGAGGAACGACCCGAAGAGGGGGCGAACAGGAACCGCGGAGACGGCACCAACAGCCAGAGAGGCCGCCCACGCAAGCGGGACCAGAGCGACGACGAUGACGAAGGCCAGUGCGACAGCCAGAACGAGAACUCGAUGGACCUCGCCUACGAGUACUAUGCCCACUCUGACUCCCCUGGUAUCACUCCUAUUCCCGUUGACCCCCACGCCACACCUCACCCUCCCCACACUGACAAGGAAUGCACUCGAGACGAAGUGGAGUCGAGCCUUCCCGGAGAUGCGGAUUUCAAAACCCCAUCUACAGCUGAGAAGACCCGAGAGGUGGAGGGUGAGGCCCUAGACUCGGAGAUCCGGUCACAGAGAAGAGAGACCCCGUCCGAAAAACGACCAAAGACUCCUCAGCUCGGCUCCGACUUCUCUCCCCAGAAGCCAAGCAUCACCUCCCACUCUGGGUCUCAGUCCAGCCCUGCAGCUCUACAGAGGUCCAUCCCUGCUCCAGCCCCAGUUAUCCCCCACUCUCCCCCACCAGCCCCAGCCAAGUUCUUCCCCCCUCCAGGGUCUCCCACAGAUUCCCACCCACCACAGUCCAAGGCCCAACCCCAGACCAAGGCACAAGCCCAGCCCCAGUUCCAGUGCUCUCUCUGCCCUACAUCCCUGCCCUCCUUCCAGCUGUGGCAGGAGCACCAGACCAGGCACCUCCUGGCAGCCCAGUCCCAGGUCCAGCUCCUCCACCCGGGCUUCAGCGACCGUCCUCCCCUGCCCUACAUGCUGCUCCACCCCAGUCAAAACCUUCUGACCAGCCAACUGCUCUCAGGGGCCAUGUCCCAGAUGCACCCUGGCCACACGCACCACAUGAUGUCUCACAUGAGCAGCGCGCACGCCAACCUCGCGCACGGCACCCACGCCCUCGCCAACCUGUCCCACCCCUCGCUUCCCUCGCCCAAGCAAGGUUCCAAAGUGGCGCCGGAGGUCCGACAGGGGUGCGAGGCGGGUUCGAGGGAGCGGGACGAAGAGCAGAGGAGGGACAAGCGCCAGAGGACCACCAUCACUCCCGAGCAGCUGGAGGUGCUGUACCAGCGCUACAGCCUGGACUCCAACCCCACCCGGGGGGUCCUGGAGGGCAUAGCCCGCGACGUGGGCCUGGGGAGACGCGUGGUUCAGGUGUGGUUCCAGAACACCCGAGCCAGAGAGAGGAAGGGCCAGUUCCGGUCUCUAGGUGCUGGUGCGGGGCUGAGUUUGAGUCACAACCACCUCCGCUGCCCCUUCUGCAGGGCUCUCUUCAAGGUCAGGAGUGCCUUGGACGCCCACAUAAGGUCACGUCACGGGGCAGAGGCCGAGAGGGUUGGAUACAGCCUGCCCAUGGGUGCUGCGCCCCUGGGUAACUUUGGGGAUCUGUCUAGCUACGCCUACGGGGAAAGGCAGUGUUCCUCCAUGUCGCCCUUUCUUCCCCCCAGCUCUGGGGCCCUCACCAACACCAGAGAUCAAGAGUCUGGCAAUGCAGCCCUGACCUCUGACUCUCUAGCCUUUGACCUGAACAACCAAGAGGGCGAGGACGAAGAUGAGGAGGAGGUGGACGAGGGGGCGGAGGAGGAGUACGGCUGUGAGGAGGGCUCCAGCCUGGCGGACCCCGCCUCCCCGAGUCCCGAGGCCUCGGGUGCGGCCACUUCCGCCUGGGGGGACAAGCCGGCCCAGCGGCACCACCACCAGAACCAGCAGCAGCGCCAGAGGACCCACAUGAGCCACCUCCAGGUGCUCCAGCUCCGGGCCUUCUACAGGAACCACCGCACGCCCAGCAGACUGGAGUGUGAGGCCCUGGGCCAGGACCUGGGCCUGGCACGCAGAGUGGUCCAGGUGUGGUUCCAAAAUGCCCGUGCCAAGGAGAAGAGGGCCCGGAGCCUGAGCAACGAGCCGGCCACAGGAGAGAGGGAUCAGAUGGAGCUGACUGCCCGGGCUGGGGAGAGAGACAGAGCCUAGGUAGGGUGCAUCGCUGCCCCAGACGAACAAGGCUGUCCCUCCUAACCCCCCCCUCCCCCCCAGCCAGUGGGAGCGACCUCCAUCCAUGCUGCCAAACCUCCAUCCUCAGCACCCCAAAGACACAAAACCCCAGAGGCCCAAAGAGAAGCGCUUUGAGCCAGCAGCAGGCACUUUCCCAACUCCCCCCCCCCCCCCCCCCCUCCUUUUUCCAAAACCUAAUGGAGAAUGUUCCAGCCCAGCCCAACUCCCCUACCAAGUACCAUUGUCACCAGCCCUCUCCCUACCCCGCCACCUUGCCAACUCCGCUGUUCAACCAAACCGACCGACCGGAUGCCUCCGAGGCCAAAGACCAUUGUACCAGUGUUUGACCUCGCUCCGCUAGCCCCAAGCUAUCCUCUCUACCUCUUCGUCUGCAUGGCAGACUUCCCACUCUCCCUUCAACCCCCCUUUCCUUCCCCCCCCCCCCACCCCCCUUUUCAAAGACGGCAUUGUCAGGUUGCUGUGUAGCAUUUAGGAGCAGUCCCCGCAAAGGCUGUCAAAGAGAUUGUCAAAGAGAUUUUAAUGUAAAUAUUUGACAUUGUUUUAAAGAAAAAAAGAGAACUCCCAAGAGUCAAAACUUGAGAAAAGCAAAGCAGUUAAAGAAAAAGAACCUUGAAAAUGGACUGAUGUAUUCACAAAGAGCUUUUGUAAAGACUGACUCCAAUUCCAAAGCUCGUAACCAAAAUUGUACAUGUCCGAGGAUUGUUUUUCAACAUGCUGGUUUAUUAAUAUCAAGCUGCAGCGCAUAUGUCUGUCCAGUGAUUGGGUGAGAGCUGAAGCUGGCAUAGCCGAGCACCAAUAGACUGUCAUGGUGCUUAAAUGCAGCUCCGCCCUCUCAAGCCAAUGAUAAGUCUUCUACUGUACAUGUACACUGUCUGUUCCUUCAGUCGAUCCUCCCAACCCAAAUAGCACAGAAAGCAAAGGCCAGUUUGUCUUGUACAGGGCAAGCUAUUUUUUUAAAGCACUCAACCAUAUACAUUGAAACUUUAACCAAACUCGACCCAAAAUUGUGUGUAUUUCGUAUUUGUUUCUUGUUAUAGAUCUUAUUGAUUGAGAUUAACUGUCAUGCUUCAAUGAUCCUUCGAGUCUGAAUAUGAUGACAGCUUUAUGAUAUGUCUAGGCAAGGGUUUGCCUGUUACUCCUGUUUGACUACCAAUGGCUUACUGAUGUAAUGUGAUUUAGUGUAAUGUCUUCUAUUCUCAGGUCAACAGCUCACCUGAUCUCUGUCACAAGUAUGUGGUCCUAAUAAUAUACAGCCUUCUGUUCUUUAAACAGCUGAGAUGUGACGAGUCCUUAGACUACGCAAGUUCUAUUACCUCUGCAAACCACCUCUCCAUGCCAGAGAUCAGGGCUUUGGACCUCUGAGAAAUGGGUUGUUACAUGAAAAGUGAUUAACUGAAUGGAUUCCACGGUGUGACGAGGGGUUAAUGUACAGUAUUUAGCUUUUGUAUGCUUGACUCAAGACUUGGAUGUUUUGAACAUUGGGCGUUUUUCUACUGUCUCCACAGACAGACUUGCCUCAGAAAAACUUUGGAUGUUAUUGAUGUUUAUGUGCAUUUAAAACUUCUCUCUCCCUCUAUCUUUUAUUUCUCUCUCCUUCUCUGUCAUCUGUUGCCAGUAUUAUAAUGACUGUAAUAAUGAUAACAAUAAUACUGUAGCUAAUACAAUAAUUAAUGCUUUAAGACAAGAUCCAAAGACGUAAUAAUACUUUAACCAUAUAGGUGCAUACGACCUACAAGAAAGCUAUUGUUUACUUGAUGAUGUACUGCUGUUUCUGGUGAAGGCUGGAGUCCCUGUAUCUGAGCUACUGUUAAUGCCUCUCAAUAAGCACACUGGAGACUGUGUAACCAAAACCCCCCCAACCCAGACCCCAGACCAAAACCUAAACCCACAGCCAGACCCCACCCAGCCAAACCCCCUCAAGAGCCAUUAAGGUCUGUAAAAUAGCGGUUUUACCUCCCUAAUAUUAAUGUAAUUUUUUCAAACUUUUUCUCUACCAUAGUGUUGCGAUUCAGCCCUUAAUAAGGAAGUCCAGUUUGCUGCUAAUGUACUGUAGUUAAUACUGAUACUGUAGAGAGAUGCAUGCUCUGUUGGCUUUACCACUAGGCUUUAAUGACGACAAACUAUAGUAAUAUACCUGUGACACUGUCAAUAACCUGCCCUUCUGUUCUGGUAGGCCUCAACUUAGUCAAACCUGCAGUUAUGCCAUCUGUCCUGUGGUAGAAAUGUGUUCGAGCUCGUCAAAAGACCUGUUUGUUUGUCGGAGAAAGAUGCUUCCAGUUUUCAGGAUAACUUGUGUUGAAGCAGCAGAUUAGAAACUGCAUAGUCACUGCUGUGACAGGUUUGACCAAGUCCGGCCCUCCUCCUUCCACUAGGCUGCUGUCCAUGUGUUGUAGCUUCCACGUCUCCAUGCUGGAGGCCCAAACAGACAGCCAUGGGGUACUAGCAGAAUGCAGAGCUGGUCUGGCACCACAGCUAGCCUUCCAAAGGUUGUUGACUGACUGACUCUGUUCUGUUUUUGCUCCUUAACAAACCAAUGUUUACUACAAUACCAAUGAUCUUACUUCUGUACAGAAAUGUGCAUUCCAAAUACCACAAGACAGUUUUUGUAUACAAAUUAUUUUCUAUUUCCUUUUCAUCUGCAUUCCCGGGGGUCUUAGUGACUGUAAGAUGUAAAUAUUGGGUCCUCUAGAUGAAGAGUCUCUGUUAUACUACUGUAGACCCAGCUAUUAACUAUGAUUUUCUUUUUUCUGGAGAUGUUGUUGCCAUAGUGAUGAUGACCAAAAAGAUACCUGUGAUGUGCACCUGUCCCUAUGUCUUGCUCCCGUGGUUUAGUGUGUUUCCCCUCCCCCCCGUACCCCACUGGUGUGUGCUUCUCCCCUCCCCCCCCUAUGCCACAGAGCUAAAUAAAGUCUGGUUUG
Messenger RNA from Osmerus eperlanus (European smelt), 11436 nucleotides. RefSeq names its product zinc finger homeobox protein 4-like. The record is from RefSeq and is a predicted model, not a curated record. The transcript has 11 exons. Gene Ontology annotation, molecular function: RNA polymerase II cis-regulatory region sequence-specific DNA binding; DNA-binding transcription factor activity, RNA polymerase II-specific. The coding region runs from base 299 to 8476 and encodes 2725 amino acids. Gene Ontology annotation, cellular component: nucleus. NCBI's taxonomy places the organism in Eukaryota, Metazoa, Chordata, Actinopteri, Osmeriformes, Osmeridae. Gene Ontology annotation, biological process: regulation of transcription by RNA polymerase II.